Lindgomyces ingoldianus is the source of this 669-nucleotide messenger RNA. RefSeq names its product UPF0145 domain protein. NCBI's taxonomy places the organism in Eukaryota, Fungi, Ascomycota, Dothideomycetes, Pleosporales, Lindgomycetaceae. The transcript has 2 exons. Bases 113 to 541 code for a protein of 142 amino acids. The record is from RefSeq and is a predicted model, not a curated record.
UUUCCUGCCCCUAGUAGCUGGGCAUUUAUAUGAAGAGAAACUUUACCUGAGCUUUUUCAUCAACACCAAGCUAAAUUCUCCCUCUCUACACCUCCACUAUUUCCUAGAUAUAAUGUCCGCCGCAUCCAGCUCGGCAGCGAAAUCAAAGUCUGCCUUCAAACCCUCCGAGGAACCACACUGCUUCACCGACACCUCCGGCAUCAUCACCACGACCAUGAUUGAUUUACCUGGAUUCCGUGUAGUUAGGGUUCUCGGCACCGUUUACGGUCUCUCUGUCCGCUCACGCAACAUCGGCGCCGCUGUUACCAGCGUAUUGAAGUCGACUGUUGGCGGGGAAUUAAAGUACCUGACUAAUUUGCUCUAUACUGCCCGAGACCAUGCUGUUGAGAGGAUGGUUGGGGAAUGCAUUACUCGCGGGGGAAAUGCCAUCAUUGCGACGAAGUUCGACACGAGCCAGAUCAUGGGGGAUUUUGCGCAGGUCUGUGCGUAUGGAACAGCUUGUGUGGUGGAGAAGAUUGAAACAAAGGAAGAUAAGAUGUGACGAGAAGCUGAGAUGGAUCCCUUUGGAAGGCGGCUUUCUUUUAACGUUGUCUCAUUAUAGUACCUUUAAAUUUUGGUGAGUGUAUGCAAGUUGUAACCUCAACCCAAUGCUCAUCCAUAUAAUCUGGC